AUGGAGAAGACACGCAGAGACCAUGGCAUCUGGUGCUUUUUUUUCUUUCUUGAUUCUGUGAAAUUCUGCACCAAACAAAAACAAACAAACAAACAAAAAAAGACAAUAUUUUUUUAAACAUACUGUCGUGAAUGGAAAGAGCGUAGAAACACUGAAUGAGCCGAACUGCACUUCUACCAGAUUAAUGAAGUAAAUUUAGUUCAUGAAUAACAUUGCAUCCUUCUAAAUUAUAUCACGACUCUAAUAUGGACAUUCACUAUAAUAGCCUGAAGCUUUUUGAAAUGUUUGCAAAGUUGCUUGAGAGUUAAACAGAACAUCAGUGACGCUGUGACCGCAGAGACUUCCCUGAAUGUGUUUUUCCUGUAGUGAAGUGACGCGCGUGGCUUCAUGGCUUCAGUGUUCCGGGGCUAUUACAGCUGUGCGGACUCGCCCUGAAUGUGCCAGCUGCGCAGAGGGCUGAGGCGCGUGCUGCAGUCCGGCUGCUCGCAGCAUGAUGUGAGGAUGGUGGAGGAGACUUCCGCACCUCUCAGGAACGCUUCGUCCUCCCGCGGAAACCACGAGAGUCUAUCCUUCCCCUGGACGCUCACUCUACUGGCCAGCGUGCUCAUCACCACUAUAGCAGUAGACGUGCUGGGCAACCUGUUGGUCAUCUUGUCGGUUGUAAGAAACAGGAAACUCAGGAAAACAGGAAAUGCCUUUGUGGUGAGUUUGGCUGUGGCAGAUCUUGUAGUUGCCAUCUACCCUUACCCAAUGGUCUUAACUGCUAUCUUCAACAAUGGCUGGAUUGCAGGAAACAUGCACUGCCAAAUCAGUGGCUUCCUGAUGGGGCUCAGUGUCAUCGGCUCCAUCUUUAACAUCACGGGCAUCGCCAUCAACCGCUACUGUUACAUCUGCCACAGCCUUAACUAUGACAAGAUCUUCUCCAAAAUGAACACUGUGUGCUACGUAGUGAUUGUAUGGGUCUUCACCAUCCUGGCCAUUAUGCCUAAUUGGUUCAUGGAGUCUUUGCAGUACGACGCACGUGUCUAUUCGUGCACAUUUUCACAGUCAGUCAGCUCUCUCUACACCAUCAUAGUAGUGGUGGUGCACUUCAUUCUACCUAUCAGCAUUGUCACCUACUGCUACCUGCGCAUCUGGAUCUUCGUCAUCCAGGUGCGUAAACGCGCCAAGCCCGACAACCAGCUCAAGAUCAAGCCACAUGACUUUCGCAACUUUCUCACCAUGUUUGUGGUGUUUGUGCUGUUUGCUGUGUGCUGGGCGCCACUGAACUUCAUUGGCCUGGCAGUGGCCAUCCAGCCCUCGCUGGGCCAGGCCAUUCCUGUGUGGCUCUUCACAGCCAGCUACUUUAUGGCUUAUUUCAACAGCUGCUUGAACGCAGUUAUCUAUGGCGUACUCAACAACAAUUUUCGAAAGGAGUACAAAAGAAUUGUGCUCUGUCUUUUUAAUUUUCAUUGUUAA
This is a messenger RNA of Ictalurus furcatus (blue catfish), 1458 nucleotides long. It is a transcript of the gene mtnr1al, whose product is annotated as melatonin receptor type 1A like. NCBI's taxonomy places the organism in Eukaryota, Metazoa, Chordata, Actinopteri, Siluriformes, Ictaluridae. Gene Ontology annotation, biological process: G protein-coupled receptor signaling pathway. Gene Ontology annotation, cellular component: membrane. Bases 436 to 1458 code for a protein of 340 amino acids. The transcript has 2 exons. Gene Ontology annotation, molecular function: melatonin receptor activity. The record is from RefSeq and is a predicted model, not a curated record.